ACGCCGUUUUGCACGGGACCCUGCAAAAGCACAAUAUGCCCGCAAGAUUAACUGACCACACCUCCUAAGCGGCUGAGAAAAUGGAAGCUCUAUCACGCUUCCCUCUCUCUUUCCCUUGUCUGUUGCCUCCCCAUCAGUCUCCUUCACAAACCCAUUUCUCCAAUUCCAUUUUCUCCCCCAAAAUCUCUUCAACCACUCGCAAACCACCCAUUUCCCGCAGAGAAACCGUUGCUAUCGCGGCCAAUCCUAACGACCCUAAAGAGUCUGUGUUCAUGGAUGAAAACGGCGCCGUUGAUGACAUGGAUGGAUAUCUCAACUACCUCUCUCUCGAGUAUGACUCUGUUUGGGACACCAAGCCCUCAUGGUGUCAACCUUGGACAAUAAUGCUGACUGGAGUAUCAGUGAUUGCCUGUAGCUGGCUGAUUUUGCACUCAGCAGUGAUCACAUCAUUGGUGCUCUCUGUCAUUUCUCUAUGGUGGUACAUUUUCCUGUAUUCAUAUCCAAAGGCAUAUUCAGAUAUGAUAGCAGAGAGACGAAAGAAGGUGACAAGAGGGGUUGAAGACACAUUCGGUUUGAAGAAGAGCCAGUAACAUGAACAUCGGGACUCUCUAUCUCUCUCUCUCUCUCUCAUAUGUAACUCUGUAAGUGAAGGAACGUUCAGAAUGGCUAGUGAUGAUCACAAUUAAGGAAAGAUCAAGAUGGGGAGAGUUUGAGAUGCAGAGGCGAUUUUCAACAGCGUAUCACGUGUUGAUGGUCAUGAAUUUCACUGAUUUGAAGAGACCGAGACCAAGACCUAUUGUGGGUAUGGUCAUGCCUUCGUGUUUGAAAAUAACCAAGUGUCAUUAUUAAUUUUUAUGAGCACUGGCUGCAUUACAUACUUCACAUCAACCUAUUUACUGCAUCGAUGCAAAUUAUGGUUUCCUCGAAA
Molecule: messenger RNA, 928 nt
Organism: Vitis vinifera (wine grape)
Lineage: Eukaryota; Viridiplantae; Streptophyta; Magnoliopsida; Vitales; Vitaceae
Exons: 3
Coding region: 81-590 (169 amino acids)
Cellular component (GO): chloroplast
Source: RefSeq, a predicted model, not a curated record